This is a messenger RNA of Trichoderma citrinoviride, 603 nucleotides long. Its product is annotated as ras-related GTPase, Rho2 subfamily. Gene Ontology annotation, biological process: small GTPase-mediated signal transduction. The transcript has 5 exons. Bases 1 to 603 code for a protein of 200 amino acids. Lineage: Eukaryota; Fungi; Ascomycota; Sordariomycetes; Hypocreales; Hypocreaceae. Gene Ontology annotation, molecular function: GTPase activity; GTP binding. The record is from RefSeq and is a predicted model, not a curated record.
AUGGCUAGUGGGAGUCCGCAAAACGUCAUCCGCAGGAAGCUCGUCAUCAUCGGCGACGGCGCCUGCGGCAAGACAAGUCUGCUCAGCGUCUUUACACUCGGCUACUUCCCUACACAUUAUAUUCCUACCGUCUUCGAAAACUACGUAACCGACUGUCGAGUGGACGGCAAGUCUGUACAGCUUGCUCUGUGGGAUACGGCCGGUCAAGAAGACUACGAGCGCCUACGGCCCCUUGCCUACUCCAAGGCGCACGUCAUCCUGAUAGGAUUCUCCGUUGAUACACCAGAUUCGUUGGACAAUGUGAAGCACAAGUGGAUCGAGGAAGCUACUCGCCUUUGCGAGGGUGUGCCCAUCAUCCUGGUCGGGCUGAAGAAGGACUUGCGCGACGACCCCGUUGCCAUUGAAGAGAUGCGCAAGAAGUCUCUGCGAUUCGUCACAACCCACGAUGGCGAAGCUGUCGCUCGCGAAAUUGGAGCUAAGCGAUAUCUCGAGUGCUCCAGUCUGAGCGGAGAGGGCGUCGACGAUGUGUUUGAGGCCGCCACCAGAGCUGCUCUCCUUACAUUCGAAAAGGGGGAAAGCACUGGCUGCUGCGUCGUUCUUUAA